AUGUCCGAAGGAAAAGGAAGCCUCAAGGAGGCCGAACUCGGUAACCAGGCCGUUAAUGGCGAUGCCGCCUCCGACAUCGACAACGCCUGGCAGUUCCUCCAGGAGAACCGCGAUGUCACUGAAGCGAGCGCGACCGAAGAGGAGCUGAAGGCUCUUCGCCGCAAGAUCGAUUGGCACAUCGUGCCGAUCAUGUUCUGCUGUUAUACCAUGCAGUUCCUCGACAAGGUUAUCCUCAACUAUGCCGCUGUCAUGGGAAUCCAUGCGGAACUCAAGCUUCAGGGCAAUGAUUUCUCCAACGUCGCCACCUUCCUCUUUGUCGCACUUCUCGCCUUCGAGGUACCAAACAUCUACUUCCUCCAGAAGGUCCCUGCCGCCAAGUGGCUCGGUCUCAACGUAAUCUUGUGGGGAACCGCCACCGCUUGCGGUGCUGCUGCUACCAACUACCAGACCCUCCUCGUGUCUCGUGUGUUCCUCGGUAUUUUCGAGGCGACUAUCGCUCCCUCGCUUCUGCUCAUCAGCAGCCAGUGGUACACCAAGUCCGAGGCGGCUCCCCGCUUCUCGUUCUGGUACCUUGGUCUCGGUCUCGGCCAGAUCCUCGGUGGUGCCGUUUCCUAUGGCUUCCAGCACAUCGCGCCCGGUGCCGCCCUGUCGGGAUGGAGGGUCAUGUUCGUCACCCUCGGCUGCCUCACUGUUGCCAUUGGUCUCUGGACCAUCUUGCUCCUGCCCGACACCCCCAUGAAGGCCAGCUGGCUCAGCAAUGAGGAGAAGGUGAAGCUCCUCAAGCACGUCAGUGUCAACCAGACCGGUAUCGAGAACAGGAAGUUCCGUCCCAAGGAGAUUCUGGAGGCCCUCAUGGACCCCCAGCUCUACCUGCUCCUCCUUGCUGUCAUUCUCCUGUCCGUCUCUAGCGGUGUCGUCACCACCUACUCUGCCACUCUCAUCAGGGGAAUUGUCAAGGACCCCAAGCGGGCUGCCCUGAUGAACAUGCCUUCCGGUGCUGUCAGCAUCUUCUUCACCCUUUUCGUCGGUUUUGCCAUUCGUCGCAACUCUAACCGCUGGCUUUGGAUCAUCUGCUGCAUCAUCCCUGCUAUCAUCGGUGGUGCCUUGAUGUCCUUCUAUUCCCAGAACAGGGCUGCUGCUCUUGCCGGCAUCUACCUCGUCAACGCUGUUGUUGCCCCGCUUGCAGUGUUCUACAACUGGACCGCGGCCAACUUCGGUGGUGCCACCAAGCGUGCUUUCGCCGCUGCCCUUCUCAGCGGUUCCUUCUCCAUCGGCAACAUCAUCGGUCCCCAGACGUUCCAGGCCCGUGACGCCCCCGACUAUCGCCCCGCCAAGAUUGCCGUCAUGGCUACCCAGGCUGGCUGCGCUCUUGUCACCUUUAUCCUCUUCCUCUACUACCAAUGGCAGAACAAGAAGCGAGGUGCCGCCAUUGAGUCGGAGGAUUCGUACAUGGCGCCCGAGGUGUGGGCCAACAUGACGGAUCGUGAGAACAAGAAGUUCAAGUACUCGUACUAA
Parascedosporium putredinis is the source of this 1515-nucleotide messenger RNA. The record is from the annotation of a GenBank genome assembly. Lineage: Eukaryota; Fungi; Ascomycota; Sordariomycetes; Microascales; Microascaceae.